GCAGAGACGGUGCUGCUUGUACGCGGUUUUCCUCCCCUGCCGAGGUUCCUGUGCUUUCUGCAACGUGUUACCGGGAAAAUCCAAGGUGGUGGCUCUUCCCCGUCAGUGAUGCCGUCUGGGGUUGUGGUGCCGUGGGAGGGAUGGUAAAGAACGGGCUCGCAGUUAGUUGUUCUCGCCGCUGAGCAGCCCAGAGCCUGGAAACACAGGAAAGCAGAACAGGCAAGCACAGUGCGAAGAACAGACCUUGAAGACCGGCAUGGAUUUGGUUCCAAGGGUGGUAGUGUGAUAUAAAUACACCCAGUGAGUUUCUGGCUCCAAACUACAAAUAUUCAGGAAGCUGGUGUUGCAGCUGCGGUGGAUGCAAUCCGAAGUCUUGCAGUGAGCAUUGGCCAGGACCCAAGGGCAUUCAAUAAUCAGGAAAAUGACUGCCUUUCCCAAGGAAGAAACAAAGGAGAAACCAUUAUUUCUUGUGUAGCUGGAAGGAGAAGCAAUGCAAUCUUGCCACCCAGUUAAUUUAGAGAAGCAUUUUUCAAAAUACCUCUAGACUGUGCGGAUCUUGCAUCUCUGACACAAACGUGCCUUUGGACUCGUGCAAAUAAAUCACUGGAAGUAUUGAUUGGGCAAAGUGGUCAUUGAUAGAGCAGCUGUUGCAGGAUCAUGACGAAGCACCUGGAGAUCAUCAAUUUGUCAUUUUUGUUGGAACAUGAAAGGGAAACAAUAUUGGGAGUAUUGAAGAGAGACGAGUACUUGAAAAAAGUUGAAGAUAAAAGAAUAAGGAAAUUGAAAAAUGAGCUUUUGGAAGUGAGAAGGAAAGGUGGCAACCGCCACGCUGAGCAGGACAACAGCAGGGUCUGUGUUCGCUGCCAGAAAAGCCUGGGCUUCAUCUUUGACAGGGGAGACCUGUGCCAGAGCUGCAAGCUCCGAGUCUGCAGCACGUGCCGUGUGGUGGGAGCUGAUGGGCAGUGGAAGUGCUCGGUGUGUGCCAAGAUUGCAGAGCUACGGAUAGUGACAGGAGAAUGGUUUUUUGAAGAGAGAGCAAAGCGCUUCAAGCAAUCAAAUCUUGGAACUGAUGUUGUCAGACAGUCAAUCCUUCACAAAUUCCCAGAUGCAGUUCCCAAUGCAGAUGACGAAAGAACGUUCAAAGAUCAACCCCAAGAAAAUGAAGAAAAAAAGCCAGAUGUACCAGUCUGCUCCACAAACGGGCACAAGUCUGUCUUCAGCAGACCUAGAAAGAUUGGAAGGGUUAUCAGGGCAGUCACCAAAGGAGAAAUUACAUUUGGAAAAGAUGAAGGUGAAAGGAACAGAGGCUCAGAGGCUGAAAGCUCAAGUCUGCGUGGUGGCAAAUCAGCUCCGUGCUCCGAGAGAGGGAGCACGCUUUCCCUGGCCAGCAGCGGUGCAGGAGCUACUGCAGGACAUGCAAGGGGCAGAGGCAGCGCUCCCAAGGCUUCCGUGCCGCGCUCCCCGGCGCUCAGCACCCGCAGCAUGACCGCGGACUGCAGCGGGGACACUUGGGCAGGCUCAGAAAACAGCAUGAUUAUUCCAGCAAGUGAAAGUGUGCCUGAGGAUCUAGUAAAGAAGCACUGCAGGAAACAAUCUGGAACACCUUCCAUUGCAGUUUCUAGGGUAUCUUUGUCAUCAGACCGCAGCAGAUCUGAGAUAGAUUUGAGCGAAUCUUUCUCUGAAGGAAAUGAGGAUACCCUGAGUGUAAGAAGCAAAUCUGUACCUAGUGCCUUAGAUCAGGAACUGGGCUAUCUGGAUGAAAAAGAAGAAGAUAUUGAUGACAUAGUGGCCUCUUGUUAUCCAGGAAAACAUGAACAUAUGACAAGUGGAUUAUCAACAAACUCCCCAGAAGGCUCUGACAGAAAAUGGACAUAUUUAAAUGUUCCCGAAGCAGAUGGUGAUACAACGAGCAUUAACAGCAUGACAAGUGUAUAUAGUGAAACUGGGGACUAUGGCAAUGUGAAGGUCAGUGGUGAAAUCCUCCUCAACAUCAACUACAUCUACAAAACGGGUGCCCUCAACAUCCUGGUGAAGAGCUGCAGGAACCUGGCCAUUGCAGAUGAGAGGAGGCAAAGGACAGAUCCAUAUGUCAAAGCCUACCUUCUGCCUGAUAAAUCCCGCCAGAGUAAGCGCAAGACCAAAAUUAAAAGUGACAGCACCAACCCAGAAUUUAAUGAGACGCUGAAGUAUGUCAUCAGUCAGUCACAGCUGGAAACCAGGACCCUACAACUUUCUGUCUGGCACUAUGACAGAUUUGGACGCAACAGCUUCCUUGGGGAAGUGGAAAUUCCAUUUGAUUCCUGGAACUUUGAAAAUCAGGGUGAUGAGUGGUUUGUGCUCCAGCCUAAGGUGGAGGUAGUAACAGAUUUUGGGCUUCAAUACAAAGGAGAACUGACAGUGGUUUUACGUUAUAUUCCCCCAGACAGAAACCUAAUGCUUCCUCUGGGGCAGUUUCAAGGAAAGAGAGGCUUCAAAAAAGGAAAGAAAGGAGAUUCUCAUCUGCCAUCUGGAGGCAUAUUAGAAGUCCUCAUCAAAGAAGCAAAGAAUUUAACAGCAGUGAAAUCAGGAGGCACAUCUGAUACUUUUGUGAAAGGAUACCUGCUCCCAGAUGACAGCAAAGCCACAAAACACAAAACCCCCAUAGUAAAAAAGAGUGUGAACCCCCAGUGGAAUCACACCUUUGCCUUCAGUGGCUUGAAUUCAAGGGACAUACGGAAUGUCUGCCUGGAACUGACUGUGUGGGACAAGGAGUCGCUUUCCAGUAAUAUUUUUUUGGGAGGUGUCCGUUUGAGCACUGGAAAUGGUGUAAGCAAUGGCAAAGAGGUUGACUGGAUGGACUCUCAAGGGGAGGAGCAGCUCCUCUGGCAGAAGAUGAUUGACAGUCCGGGAGCUGCAGUGGAAGGGGUGUUGAUGCUGAGAUCCAGCAUGGGAAAACACAGACCUUGAAAGACUUUAACUACUGGGGGUGCCACAGGUACUCCUGGCUCCGGUGGUGUCCAGGCUCUUGUCACUUUGCCCAUUUGGACGUGAGAAGGGUUUGUACCCUUUGCCUUGGACAUUAAGGUUCUGAAUGAGAUUUUAAUGCAUUCUGCACUUUCAUGCACAUGUUCUUUUCCCAGGCUUCUUGUGUGAAUUUUUUCCCCUGAAGCCAGUGAGAAUUGGACCUUGCACAGAGAUCAGACUGGCUUUCUCUGUCCCUUCUGGUGGCUGGUGUGCAGCUGAUGACCAUUCUGCCUGAGGGCUGCUCAGAGUGAGCAAAUUCUCUCACCGGCCAUUUAGUGAGUAAUGCCAGGUUUAUGAAUCCUUCUGGCUCGGAGAUGGCCCAGAAGGCAGCAGUGGCACAGUUCAAGCAGAUUCAGAGCGAGUCUGUGCUUUGGUGUUUGUAAGUUGAGAAGCCAUAACGUUACGAAGGACAACAAACAGUGUUUCUUCAUCGUGUUUGCUUGUUGGGUUGUGCAGUGGCGCAGCACAACAGGCUUGGGACCACAACCCAUCCAAGCAGGGCCAAUGCAGUGUGUUGCACACUGGAAACAGGCAGCAGUGAGCUGGUGGGCAGUGCUGGUGCCCUGGCAUCCUCUGGGUAUUUUAAUGCACACGUAUAAAAGGCAGACUUGGUUCAACGUAAUCAAAGAGCCUCUAAUGAAAAUAAAUCGUAACAAAUGCUCAAAGAGUUUUCCAGAACUACAUGAUGCUGCUGUGUUUUUUAUUCAGUUGACAGCUCUAGCCAAGACCUUCUGAUGUCAUUGAACAGAGGGAAUAUGUCCACAUGCCAGUCCCCAUCUGAUGUGUUGCUGAGAUGAGACACAUGCCAGGCUUGGACAGAGUUAGCUAAAACUUGAUUCAACAGAUUGUAUGGAACAGAAUGGGAUCAAAGCACAUGCCAAAAUGAUUUGCAUAACUGUAAAAUCUUCUCUGAAGGGGCUGGGGUCUCAUUCAGGCCCAUGCACAUUAUUUAUAAUCUAAGUAGGACAUUUUUUCUCCUGAACAUCCCCCAGUGGAUUUAAUGAUGAGUGGGUCUUGGCCAAUACAAUCAUUAAUCUUAUUAACCGUGACAAUUGUUCAACAGUAAUUUUGUGAUUCCUCAAGGUUUAAGACAAAGAAAUAUAAGGAAGCUGAGUGAACAGCAUUUCUUCUGAAUUUUCCACUAUUAGAGCACAGCUUUCUAUUUGCACUGGUAAAUUAAUCUAUAGAUAUUCCUACAUUUUGAUUUUUCCCCCAAAGUUUAUUGCAAGAAAUUUAGAUUAAACAACAGAAUAUGAACUGAGCAACUACAGCUGGAGAUUUUGACAUUUGUAGGUGUCCUAGUGUUACAAUCAAGUACAUGUAUUUAGAGCUGAAUUCAAAACCUUAAAAUGUAAUGUUAAUUCUUUUCUUUUUAAGAUAUUUUAUGCUUUUGUUGUUGUUGUUUUUGGAGUGGCUGGAAA
Hirundo rustica (Barn swallow) is the source of this 4424-nucleotide messenger RNA. RefSeq names its product synaptotagmin like 5 (gene SYTL5). The transcript is spliced from 20 exons. Bases 658 to 2946 code for a protein of 762 amino acids. Gene Ontology annotation, biological process: exocytosis; intracellular protein transport. Gene Ontology annotation, molecular function: phospholipid binding; neurexin family protein binding; small GTPase binding. NCBI's taxonomy places the organism in Eukaryota, Metazoa, Chordata, Aves, Passeriformes, Hirundinidae. Gene Ontology annotation, cellular component: plasma membrane; exocytic vesicle. The record is from RefSeq and is a predicted model, not a curated record.